Molecule: messenger RNA, 6658 nt
Organism: Aquila chrysaetos chrysaetos
Lineage: Eukaryota; Metazoa; Chordata; Aves; Accipitriformes; Accipitridae
Gene: TBC1D24
Product: TBC1 domain family member 24
Exons: 9
Coding region: 524-2209 (561 amino acids)
Source: RefSeq, a predicted model, not a curated record
AUAGGACUGUGAGCUCAAAUCAAAAGUUCUGGCAGUCUGACUUCCAUCCUCUAGCCACGGACUUCAGUGAGCUUGCUGAGGAGCACGUACUCAUCAAAUUCAUUAGUUUCUGGAACGGGCAGUAACUUCUGGAGGGAAAGAUGACUGAUGCAACUUCUAAAUAUGCCUGUGUCUCUGAAUGACAGAAAAUAAGACAGGAAAGGGUGGAGAAUGACAGAAAAAUGUGAAUUUCCACAGAGCUGACACUGACUCUGAUGGACUGGUACCCUACCGUUACUGUCUUUGCAUAUCCUGAAGAGACACUCUCAGCUCACGCUGAGAGGCAUAAUUUCUGAACAUCAUAAGAUAUCUCACUUUCAGAACUGGAGUUGGGACAAUGUGUUGCUUCCUUUAAUUACAGUCUGAGAAUUAGUUUCAGAUGUGGAAGAAUACAACAAAAAGAAAUGAAAAAGCUGCAAGUCAUUUAAUGACCAAAUAAGAUUGCCAUUCUCAUUGAUUUAUCUGAUAUGCUUCUCCUGGAGCCAUGGAUGAAUACAACCGCUUUGUGGAUUGGGACAAAAUGGAUGUUACUGUCCAGAGCCAGGAUGCGAAGGAGCUAACAUGCACAGAGUUCCAGGAGCUCAAGCAGCUGGCCCGGCAGGGCUACUGGUCCAAGAACCACUCUCUGAGAGCCAAAGCGUACCACAAACUGAUUAGCAAUAUCCCAUGCCGUACAGUGACCCCAGAUGCAAAUGUGUACCGGGACAUUGUUGUGAAGAUUGUUGGAAAACGUAACAGUAGCUCCCUUCCGCUACCAGAGUUUGUGGAUAACAGCCUGGUCCCCACGUAUUGCUUGAAUGCAGAAGGCAUCGGGGCAGUCAGGAAGAUUAUAUUGUGCAUUGCGAAUCAGUUCCCAGACAUAUCGUUUUGCCCAGCGCUGCCUUCUGUGAUAGCUUUGCUCCUCCACUACAGCAAAGAUGAGGCAGAGUGCUUUGAACAGGUUUGUCGCAUCCUUGCUUGCAAUGACCCAUCUAAGCGGCUCAUUGAUCAGACGUUCUUAGCUUUUGAGUCCUCCUGCAUGACCUUUGGUGACCUGGUUAACAAGUACUGUCAGGCGGCACAUAAGCUGAUGGUGGCAGUGUCCGAGGAUGUGUUGGAGGUAUACUCCGACUGGCAACGGUGGCUCUUCGGAGAACUGCCUAUGGUGUAUGUUGCUCGGGUCUUUGAUGUGUUUCUGGUGGAGGGCUACAAAGUUCUCUAUCGUGUUGCGCUGGCUCUUCUGAAAUUUUUUCACAAGGUCAGAGCUGGGCAGCCCAUGGAGUCUGACAGCAUACAGCAGGACAUUCGAGCUUUUGUGAGAGACAUUGCCAAGUCAGUGUCUCCAGAGAGGCUUUUGGAAAAAGCUUUUGCUAUCCGCCUUUUCUCACGGAAGGAGAUCCAGCUUCUGCAGAUGGCCAAUGAGAAGGCUUUGCAGCAGAAGGGCAUCACGGUCAAACAGAAAAGUGUUGCAUCUCCCAAAAGGCAGAAUGUGCACUUAGCAGUUCAUGCUGAGAACUUCAAGUCUGAAAUUGUCAGCGUGAAAGAGAUGCGAGAUAUCUGGUCAUGGAUCCCAGAGCGAUUUGCACUUUGCCAGCCCCUCUUGCUUUUUACCACCUUGGAACAUGGCUGUAGUCUGAGCAGGUUCUAUUCUCACAGCGAGGGACACGAACCAACUCUUCUCCUCAUCAAGACCACAGCAAAAGAGGUCUGUGGUGCUUAUCUGUCAACUGACUGGAGCGAGCGCAGGCGAGGAGGCAACAAGCUGAGUUUCUUUGGAACUGGGGAAUGCUUUGUAUUUAGGCUGCAGCCAGAAGUGGAACGCUACGAGUGGGUGAUCAUAAAACACCCAGAACUGGCCACGACUGGUUCAGAGCCAGAAAAUCAUGCCUCGCCAGCUUCCAGCACCCUCUGUUCCAGCAGUGUCCCAUCAGACCCCUCAGAUCGCCUUUCUCCCUUCUUAUCGGCUCGGCACUUCAACUUGCCUUCCAAAACAGCCUCCAUGUUCAUGGCUGGCAGCAGUGAAUGCAUCAUUAUAGGAGGUGGUGAUGGCCAGGCUCUUUACCUCGAUGCAGAUCUGAACCACGGAAGAACCAGCCACUGCAAUACUUUCAAUAAUCAGCCAUUGUGUUCUGAAAGCUUCCAGAUCUCUGUCUUGGAGGUGUGGGGCUUCAGGGACACCAUGAAUGGUUGAUGUGACUAUCAUUAAUUAACUAGUUUUUCAAUUGUCCUAGGAUUCCCAAGGCAAACUCUAAUGCAGGAGCCAAGUUAGAACAUAACUUCUGCUGGGCUCAGUGUUUUUUAGUAAUUACUAAGUGGUGCAAUUGAAUGCAGGGCUUAGUUGUUUACUCUUAUUUUAAGACAGGUCAAGGUGAAGUAAUGUAUCUGAUUAACUCCUUAGCUCUUUACCUCUAGAGAUCUGGAUUCAGGUCCUGUUACUAGGUAAAAAUAAAUAUGUAAUGAUUUCAAACCAUCCUAAAUGGAUACAAGUCUGUAUCACGGGAUAGGUUUGCAAUUUGAUUUAAUUCUUCAGAGGCACAGAGCUGGCUGAGGUGUACUGUAGAGUUCUGUGCCACUGGCACCAGUAUCUGGCUUAAGCCAGUAAUAUCAAAUGUCUGCUCACAGGGAACAUUGGUGACCUCAGAUUCGAUGUAGAACAGUAGUUCAUAAAAUCAUUGCCCUACCAUAAGUAGACAUUGUGCAGACAUAUCAGUACCAUUUUGUAAGUUAUGAGAGCCCUCAAUUCACACAAGAGCUAUGAUUGCUAAUUAUUCUUCUCCUUGUAUCUGAACCCUUGACACAUUCCAGUUUCAUCUGUUUGAGGAGUUUGCCUCUGAGAAAGGCAUCCAGACUGGACAACAAUAUCUCAAAGGCUUGAUUUUGUUUACAUUCCUAUUCCAUAUCAGUAUAAUGACUUCAGACUGACUCAUGUUUCAGGCAGCUGAAAGCUACAGUGUAUAUGCAGUGCUCAGAAACCUCCCUUUCUUCGUCUUUCCUGGAAGCUUAAAUCUGAGAACAACUGUGCUGAUAUCACUAUGUGUUUGGGGAAUUAGACAUUGCGAUACAGAAGCUUAAAGCUCUCCCCACAAGUAAAUGAAGGGAGGUAGGAGGGAAAUCUUCUGUGUAAUAUUAUUCUGGGAGUGGACAAGUUUCCCAGGAGAACUCUAGGCGACACUGUUUCUCCAUAUCAUGAGUCUUCCCUGUGAUGAGAACCUGAAAAAGGUAAUGCUUUUUUGCCAGCAGUGUUCUGGUAGGGUUUGGAUGAUGCAAAGAGGCUUUUGCUCAUUCCUGAGAAUUCAUACAGUUCUCUGCAAGCAUGCCCUGUGGCUUGUGAUGUCUGGAGGCAAUUGUCUAGUGUCUUUAUCUAAAACUUGCAGUAUCUGCUGUAGGACUUCUCCCACGUGAAGCACAAGUACAUAAACAUUGAUGGAUAGUCCAGAGCAUAUGACAGGAUGCUCUCAAAGCUUCAGUGGGUAAUUCACUAGUAAGAUGAUUUACCACAACAAGUAAAAUGAAGAGAAAAAGGAAUUGCUGGUUUUUUCAGCAGUUCAAUCUAAAAAAUUGCUUUAGAGUGGGGGAAAUGUUAUUACUACUUAAAAUUUAAGUUCAUUAAAAGGAAAAAAGAAAAAUUUGUAGGGAUUAAAUCUCAGUGAAGCUGGACAGUGUUAUGUUAAUAUUCAGAGGUCACAGGUGAGUCUUGUUGGUAAUGUUGGCUUGUUUAGCUUGCCAUCAAUGAAAGUACCAUUUGUCUUGGUAAAGUGUUGCCUCUUGCAAAGUAUAUGAACAACCUUGGCAAAAAUGUGAUUUGCUUCUUAAGGUGCCAUUUUGAAUUUUUGUCAAAAUAACUCUUUGAAAUAUUAGACUUCAUAUACAACAGUUCAAGAUGUCUUUUGCACCAUUUAUAUUUGCAUUUAGAUUAUUUCACCCUAUGUGAGAGUCAGUACUAGGCCUCUUUCUUUCCCACUUCCCACUCAGUUCUGUCCAGCUGGCUUUUUGUAGUUUACCGUAAGCUUGAUUGAACUAGAAGGGAAGGUAUAAUUCAGUUAUACUUACAUAUUUUGAGGAGGAAGAACUUGAGCAGUCAUAUCUGGCUUUUUACAAAUACUGACUGAUGCUGCCUUCUAUUGGUUUUUUUUUUUCAAAGUUAGUUGCAUCACUUUGCACUUGCUAGUAUCCCACAAGCUUCCUCAGACAAAACAAAUGUAUCCCAUUUAGUAGGCUCUCUUUAAUGUAGGUGGUAUUUCAGUUUUGUCUCUAUCUCCUUUCGAGCUUGUUUUAGGUGCCCGUUAAAAAAAAACAAAAAAAAAAACAAACAAAAAAAACCAACAACAAACAAACAAACAAAAAAAAACCCACCACACAUAAAAAAACCAAAAACACAAUAGCAUUCAGCUUGUUAGAAAUUCCCUCAAGCUGUGUGUUGGCAGGAUUUGUGGGACUUUAGUAUUACACUCAAAAUUAAUAGGUUUUAUCUGCAAAAUCUUUCCUGCAGCUGGCAGUGGUGAUGUGAUUUUUCUCACUCCCCAUCCCUGCUGGAUGCAGCUAUGUCAGCGAAACCCGAGUACUACACCAUGUCUUAAGCCAUAUCUAAGAGACACUGUUUCUUUCCCUGCCCUGUUCUUAGCGCACAGAGAUUUGGGUGUUUGAAAUCAGAAAUAACUCAUAGUUGCUCAGAAAUUCAUCAUAGGAUAUUAGUGUGAGAAGCCAAGGAGCAGUACUGAAAAUCAGUGAGGUUUUGGCAUCUGAGUCUCGAGCAUCUUUCAAAAAUCAAUUGCAGGCCUCAGCUCAGCUUCCCUUGUGCCAGAUGAGUACAACUUCUAACACCCCCAGCAGCGAAGGUCCACAAAAGACCCCUUUUUGGUAGCUUAUCUAGAUGGCCAACCAGUCGCUCACAUGGGACUGAAGGUAAAUCUUCAUUCUUGAAGUAAGACAUUACGCUGGGUGGCUGACAGUGUCUUAACAGCUGCUCUGUGGCUAUGCAUUAGCAGCUGGUGUGGGUGUGCUUGGAGCACACAUUUGAGCAAUGACCUGUAUGAGUUUGCAAAUCACAGCAGUGGGGAAAAGGGUUGACAGGUGAUCCUCCUUCUGCUGACUGUAUUCAUAUCAAUCUCGGGGCACGUGUCGCAGGGAUGGUUUUAGGUUGAUACAGGACUACCCUGCUGCAGACAUCCUGCAGGACUAGCAUGUGUUUUAAACCUGAAUAGCCUGAAUAAGCAAGAGGCUGCAAUAAUCUAGCAAGAGGAAUUGUACAAUGCUGCAUCAUCUUCAUGAAAUCCUUUUGUUCAGUAAAAAUGAAUGUCCUUUUCAUGUGCAGAUCCCUAUGUAUAAUUCUCCUUAUGGGUGCGAGACACCUUAGAAGAACAGCAUUGUGACUUGGUUUUCUUUCCAGUAGCAAAGAAGCAUUUUUUUUGUCUGUGUAGUUAAUGGUUGUUGCUGACCAAGUGUAUAUCAAAGUUCCAGUAAUUAAGCCAACAGUUUAUUUUGCUUGCAAAACUCUUGAGGUGGAGACCACAGACUGGUUUUUAAAACAAUUACUACAAUGGGCACCUUAUCAGACAGUUAAAAUUAUCUGAAGUACACGAGCUGUGAAGUGCUUUGGUCAGUUGUUGCUCUGAACAACUGUUGAUGUAGUUUGUAGUCCCUGUUUGUAGGCGAGAGAGUGCCAGUGUCACUUGAUUAGCUGUUGGGUGUGGAGCUGGAGAGCUGAAGGCUGGGUGUCAGCUACCACAGUUCUUCAGGAGCGUAUUUGCUUUCCCAAGAAGCCAUUUUUGCUUUGUAAUAUUCUCUUGAAGGCAGAAAACACUAGAAACUCCUGACAGCAGAAACUUGAAUUUAUUGUAAGUGGCAUCUAAGCUGUUUCCAGGCCACGGGAACUGUUUCCAGCUGUCAGCCAGACUGGACAGACUUCAUCACUGCACCCAAACUGUCAUUCCUACAGAUCAUGCACUUUGAUAUGCUCCCUUUUCUGAUGAAGCAUGUUAAUUGGCCUCCUGUUAAUAGAGGCCAGUUCACAAUAGAGGCCAGUUCACAAACGGAAGGGAAGAACUCUCAUUUCCUCUUGAGUUGAGAUAACUGAAGACAGAUUGGAGGGGCAGGCAGUACUGUUCUUUAAAGAGUUAAACUUCAUGCCAAUAGAGAUCUGUGUUUAGCCAUGGAGGGGUGGCACUUGCAGAUCGAUCAACUGCUAUUCAUGUGUGUGCAUUGAAAUUGUGUACUUUGUCCUGGGAAAUCCAUCCUCAUUUUUGAUGGGGCAUGAGGUCCUCUGCCCACUGACCACACAGUCGCCACAGAGACACUGAUGCCCCAGCCAGCAGGGACCAAGAGCUCACCUGCAGCUGCGGCACUGGAAUUGCUUGGCUCCUGCGACUGACGCCUGGAGUCCUAUUGUUGGAUAGAUCGGAGGCUUGGGUACCUGGCUGUUAAUGUUGAGAUGCCUUUCUGCUAGCUCUCUGUCAUGAAUUUCAGACUAUUCAUAGUUGAGAUGAGUGUGCGUAUUAUUUGGGGUGAUGUUUUUCUUCAGAUGAGUGGUGGUGUGUGCUGCUGAAUUGGUUUUCUACCCUACCAUUGGAAUCACUGCCCUACAUUGAUGGUAUUUUUGUCACUGUGCAGAAUCUUGGAUUAUAUUAAAAGGUGUUUGACUGUG